CGGAGCCAGGGUCCGGCCGCUGGGCGGGUCAGUGCCGGGCUCUCGCCGCGGCUGCCGUCUCCUCCUCCUCCUCCUCUUCCUGCUGCCCGCUCGCUCCGCUCUCCCCGGGGGCCGCCGCCCGCCGCCAUGGGGCAGAUCGAAUGGGCCAUGUGGGCGAACGAGCAGGCUCUGGCGUCCGGCCUCAUCCUCCUGACUGGUGGCAUCGUGGCAACCGCUGGGCAGUUUAUCUGGUGGCAGUUUGGUGCCUACUCCAUUGUAGCUGGAGUGUUUAUCUGUCUGCUGGAGUACCCCCGGGGCAAGAGGAAAAAGGGCUCCACCAUGGAGCGGUGUGGUCAGAAGUACCUGACAACUGUGGUGAAGGCAUUUGGGCCCCUGACUAGGAACUACUACAUCCGAGCCAUCCUGCACCUGUGCUUGGCCAUACCUGCUGGUGUACUAUUAGCCACCAUCUUGGGCACAGCCUGCCUGGCUAUUGCAAGUGGUAUCUAUUUCUUGGCUGCAAUCCGGGGAGAAGAGUGGAUGCCCAUUGAGCAGAAGCCCAAGGAACGACUCCAGGUGGGGGCCACCAUCAAGCAGCCCCCCAGCAAUCCCCCACCCCGGCCCCCCGCCGAGGCCCGGAAGAAGCAGCCUGAGGGAGAGGCCGCAGGGCCCUCUGGGGGCCCCCAGGUGAACCCGGUCCCGGUGACUGAUGAGGUCGUGUAAGGAGACCCCUCGCCUGACCUGGGAUCUUUGAUUGAGUACAGGCUCACCCCACCCACUCUAGCAGGGACCAACUCCUUCCACCACCAUGCAUUCCCACAAAUGACCACUAGAGGGCAAAAGACAGGCACCACUUGUUGGCUGGGACUGGGAAACCUCCUAGCUGGUUGUUUGGCCCUGGGGGCAGAGCCUGGCCUAGUUCCCUUCUGUCCUCAUCCUUGGUCACAGUUUCCAGUUGCAAUACAUAUUUUGUAAUAAAUGCACCAGGGCAAAA
Messenger RNA from Dromiciops gliroides (monito del monte), 973 nucleotides. RefSeq names its product cytochrome b-245 light chain. Gene Ontology annotation, molecular function: heme binding. The coding region runs from base 127 to 702 and encodes 191 amino acids. Gene Ontology annotation, biological process: superoxide anion generation. Gene Ontology annotation, cellular component: NADPH oxidase complex. The record is from RefSeq and is a predicted model, not a curated record. The transcript has 6 exons. NCBI's taxonomy places the organism in Eukaryota, Metazoa, Chordata, Mammalia, Microbiotheria, Microbiotheriidae.